CCCCUUGUUUAUGUGUGGAAAAGCGACCGGAGGUAUGAGGAAUGCUUCGCGGCUAACGAUAGCAAGGUAAACGAAUAGGGAUAUAAUUCACUUUCGGUCUACGCUGGCACUCCGGGGAUCCACCAAAAGCUGCAGGAGGAAAUAAUUUCGUAUAUACCGUUGUUUUUUCCUGCUACAUUCCCACCGAGGCGAGCAGCCAGAGCGAGAGAGCCCCGCUAAUCCCGAGAAGUGGGAAGCGGCCUGCUUUUGUAGCCGGCUUCCCGGUCCAGACCAGGCGGCUAGUACUGUCACCAGAGCCCCGUGCUUCCGCUGGCUUGUUUUUCUAUACGCCGAGAGAAGCGUCGGAGCUUCGGAAUUGUUUUUCUUUAAAUAAUCGCAGCCUCUUUUCACCCGCUCCUAUUCACAUCGCCGUGCAGCUGUCGGCGUCUCACGCCAAAGGGGACCAUUUCAAGCCGGGGCGGCCUGUUUUGUUUUCGAGCCGCCAUGAAUCUCCGCGAACAAUAACACAGCCCUAACAACCCUGCUGGGGCUGCACUGCCGAGCGAAAUACGAGACACGGAUGCCUCGGUGUGGGAUAAUAAAUGCAUCGUGUGAUACCAGCUCUGGACCGACGUGAAAACCCGGGACGAGCAUGCAUGUGGACUAUGGAAUAUCGGGGGGAAAAGCAUUGCAGACCGGAGCACUUUGUCACGAAAGCCCCCGUUUGAAUUUCCGAGCUGCUGCUGCUAGCUAACCAGCUGCAGGCAACGUUAAAAGGCCACUGGUGGAGGAAAGGGCGCCACACGAUGCUUUGUUUAAUCAUAACUCACGGAUUGUAUGGAAACGAACCGAACCGACUUGGAUGAACCGACGUUUUUAUGCCCGGUUGGCCUCCUUGUGAAUGCAGUUAUAAUCGCUCCCAUACUUUUAGAGCCGGGAGACCUUAAGGAUGGAUUGGAUGUGACUUGGGAUGAGUAACCGCGAUUGCUCUGUGCACAGACUGUGUGUAUAUGUGUGGGAUUUACCGACGGGGAACUGAAACGGUUACAUCCAUCUAUGCUCUCUUCAGAGCCACCAGACUCCCUUGACAAAAACAGUCAUUUUACCUCACACUACACGGGAGUUGCGGUCAGUUUGUCUUAUUGCGCGGCUCUGGUGUUUUAACGUAUCAGUACAUCUUAACGGAACGGACCGGACCGGACUGGAGCCCCGGGCCAGGCAGCUGAGAUGAACCCGGUGAAUGCGACCUCUCUUUACGUGUCCGCGAGCCGUUCGGUGCUGCAGUGCGACCCCCGAGACCCCCGGGCCCUCGCGGAGCUCUGCAAGCUGCUGCCGUUUUUCCGCCAGUCCCUGUCCUGCUUGGUCUGCGGCAACCUGCUGCAGGACCCCAUCGCUCCCACCGACUCGUCAUGUCAGCAUUACGUCUGUCGAGGCUGUAAGGGUCAGAGGAUGCAGCUGAAGCCGUCCUGUAGUUGGUGUAAGGACUAUUCCCGCUUUGAGGAAAACAGACAGCUCUCCUUGCUUGUCCACUGUUACAGGAAGCUCUGUCUCUACAUCACCCAGUCGCCACUCGCCCCGCACAUAGCCAGCGCCGCCGGUGACUCGCCAGAUCUCCAGGCCAUCCUCAACGAGGGCCUCACGUUGGCUGAGAGUGAGCCAGAGGCGGAGGACAUUUCAGAUUCACUCGGGCUGUCACAGACGGCCUCCACCUCCGACUUGGUCCAUUCCAAUGAGGGUCCUCCCACCAAGGAGUUCAAGGGGGAGGAGCCGAGCCCCGUGAGCGUUAACGGACUGCAUGAUUGUAACGGCCUGGUCAGUUCGGACUCUCUGCAACCCAUCACCGUAGAAACGGGCGGAGGUGUCGCCAAGCAGGAGAGCUUUUCAGAGGAGAUCCCGGCGUGUGUGAGCGUCACGGGGACAGGGGGGGCGGGGCUUUGUGACAUCAGCACUUUCGGGGAUGACCUUAAGCAUGGUGGGGGGCCGUUGUUGUUGAGUGUUGAGGAGGUUCUCAGGACUCUGGAGACGGACACUGACCCCGAUCCCACACCCGAGCCCAACCUCCAGCCAGACUUCCCUCCCUCUGUACCUCAGUCAAGCCUCAAUGGGUCUCACUGCCCAUCUGGCCCGGACUCCUCCCGUCUCAUCCCCCCCCUCCCCCCAGAGAACAGCUCUCGCCCCCUCCAGCCUCACCCGCAGCCUUCCUUGCAGCCUCCCCCUCAGCCCUCCACAGCCAUCCCACGAGUCCCCCCUCGGUGCCACCGCAAGCGUUCCCGCUCAGAAAGUGACAGUGAGAAGGUGCAGCCCCUCCCCAUCUCCAGCCUCCUACGAGGGCCACCCCUUGGUGCCAACAGUUCCCCCCACCACCCUAACCCCGGUGCAACCACCAAACAGGAGCCUAAAUUUCCUGCGACCACGCCCCACCCCCACCUGGCCCCGAUGCCUAACGGCGGUCCACCUAAAGUGGGCAAGGCUGUGCUUGUCUCCAACAAGGCACUGAAAAAGACAGUGGAGCAUCAUGGGCCCACCAAGAAGGCUUACAGCAAGGCCAGGCAAGGGGCCCCAAAACCCCGCGCACAGCCCCGUGACCGAGUGCCCCCCCACCCCCAUGCGCACCCCCUGACACACCCACCCAGCCCCUCGAAGCCACUGUAUAAGAAGCCCGUGGAGAAGAAGGGCUGCAAGUGCGGCCGAGCUACGCAGAACCCAUCAGUGUUGACCUGUAGGGGGCAGCGCUGCCCUUGCUACUCCAACCGCAAGGCGUGUCUGGACUGCAUCUGCCGCGGCUGCCAGAACUCCUACAUGGCUAACGGAGAGAAGAAGCUGGAGGCCUUCGCCGUGCCGGAGAAAGCUCUGGAACAGACCCGACUCACGCUGGGAAUCAACCUGACCAGUAUCACCGCGGCGGCCCUCCGCAGCCCGGCCACCAGCUCCCCCGGCAACACCCUCCUCAACGUCACCGCGGCCACGGGGGCGCCCGUCACGGCCACCUUCCUGUCGGGGGCGGGGCACGACAACAGGGGCUUCGACGAUUCACUGGAGAUGCGGUUUGACUGUUGAGGUCGCGUCCCUCCUUCCGGUCGGUCGUCGCGCACAUUCCCCCGCCCCGCCGGCUGGGCGUUAUCCAUCGGGUCGUGCCAGGGACCUGCAGUGGCGGAGCCAGAACAAGGCAGCUACAGUGAGAGGCGGUAGUGAGGGUCACCAGCCGAAGCUGAGGGGUCGCCCUCCGUCCAUCGCCCGAAACUGCACCGUGCUUGUGGUCUUGCAUACAGUUGCAGCGUGGAAGAGAAGAAGGAAGAGAGAGAGGAAAUGUAGCGUUACUGUAUGUGCAGAGAUUUCAUUUCAGUGGAGAUCGAGUUUCUUUUUUUGUUUUCUUCUCUACUAUGGGUAAUGCGUAGAGCAUGUUGUGUAGCUAAGUCGGGAGUGUUGACCGCGGUCACAUGCCUCUGUGUGUGUGUGUGUGUGUGUGUGUGUGUGUGUGUGUGCGUGCGUGCGUGCGUGCGUGCGUGCAUGUGAGUGUGUAUGUAUGAGGGGAAGGGUUUGGUUUGGAGAUGAACCUUAUUAGCAGGAACGGAGACAUCAUCAUCAUCAUCAUCAUCAUCAUGAUCAUCCUCAUCAUCAGAGACUGGUGUAAUUUAUAUAAAAGAGAGAACUUUUUGUACAUGGACUUACCAGUUUCCAUUUAAGAAGACAUUUUAUGAUAUAUUUUAUAAUUUACAUUUAAAGCAAUGGAAGCCAGUGCAGGGGCAGACCUGCAUUCAACCAGAAUACUUUCACACAGGUGAGCAGUGGCUUGUGUUUCGUAAAGUGUAGACCACCGGAAAUAAAUCCCGACAUUGACGUAAACCUGAACGUAAAAAUUGAAACGGUCCAGUCUCUGAUAUCUUAAGCCGCAAGAACCGGGAUGUGAAUUUAACACCACCAGCCAAAAAAAAAAAAAAAAAAAUGUCCGUUUUGAUUCUUGUCUGCUGAAUGUUGAAUGCGUCGUGACACC
Messenger RNA from Xiphias gladius (swordfish), 3970 nucleotides. RefSeq names its product E3 ubiquitin-protein ligase MSL2-like. Lineage: Eukaryota; Metazoa; Chordata; Actinopteri; Istiophoriformes; Xiphiidae. Gene Ontology annotation, cellular component: MSL complex. Gene Ontology annotation, molecular function: ubiquitin protein ligase activity. The record is from RefSeq and is a predicted model, not a curated record. Bases 1207 to 3036 code for a protein of 609 amino acids. The transcript is spliced from 3 exons.